CCGGCUACUUUUUCUGCCCGGGUGAACAGUGAACGCAGCCUCGCACCGGGCGGCCUUCGUCGUCAGAGACACCACGUCGUCGCGGCGCGGCACACUCAACAUGGCGGCCAAACUUCAAAUACACACGCCGUAUGUGCUGCAGACACUUCCGCGGCCCCUGGACGGCCCUGACCGACCGGGUCGCUACCACGCGGGGGAGGUGUUCGGCCAAAAGCACGGCUGCAAGCGGCGCAAGAGGACCGAGCUGGCGGUAGCAGUCGACGGUGUCGCUGUGUACAUCUACGAUGUGCUCUCGUCCCAGGCUGCCACGUCCUAUCUGGUCUCGCCUCAGUCGGUAUUCACUUGUGCCCCGUACUCGCUACGAUGGCGGCCGGCCUCCUCCAAGACGACCACCCGCUACACCUAUGUCUCCCUCUCGACAAAUAAGUCCUCGUCGGUCUCCGCGCAGCGAGAGAUCAAGUUAUUCAAGGAGGAGACCUCCGGGGCCGGGACAACCAUGGCCGCUCCUGUGUCCCGGGCCCUCCAUUGCGAUGCCCCUAUCAUCCACAUCUUCGCUAGUUCACCACGUCAUUCGCCAAUUAAUGUGACAGGUGGCGAAAGUCCCAAUAACGACCUGUUUGCUGUCGCUGCCGAUGGCACAAUCCUGUGCCUGAACGGGGAGACGUUGGAGGAAAGGUGGCAGACCGCGCCGUCUGCACUCUCCAAGGAGCUACUCACAAGCUCGAAGACUGGCCUUCACGUCGACUUCGCCCAGCUCACAUCGGCUGCCGAUGUCGUCGAUGGCAUGUUUGGAGGCAGAAGUGAGCUUUUCGGAGUCUUCCAGGAGCCGAUCCAUCGCGAGGGCUUCAACCCAGACUUCCUCGUUGUGAUCACAUCGCAAGGCUCAUCUCACUCGCGGCACCUGCACUUGCUUGCUCUGCCCUCUGAGAGAGAAGCACGGCAGACGAAUGACGAGCGCCUUAUUUCGGUGUUUGUCGCUCCUUUCCCUGCCGAAGCGGGGCAGACCCAGUUUCAGUUGGACGUCCGGUCCGGCACCCUACAAUCGCUGUCUGGGGGUGCGAUUGCCACCUAUGGGUUCAACAACGGCAUCCCCCGGCUCGAGAAUAAGUUGCAACUCCCUGAGUUGGCUUCAUUUCUUCGGUUAUCGAAGACAUCUGUUCUCGCUGCUUUGGGAGAUUCUUUUUCAGUCUAUAACCCCAUUUACCGGUCUCUCCAAGCAACCACCCCUCUUGGUUCUGGGGAAACUGCGGAAAGCAACGGUCCUGUCGACUUGAUCACUUACCUCGGGGGCCGUGAACUCGCUCUUGGGCUACGAGGGGCGAAUCUCAUUGCCAUCCAAAUCGAGGCACCAAAGAACCGGAAUUCCAAGCGUGGCGCUGAAGGCCUCCUGACCGAUGCAAUCCGGCGUGGCAUUUCCAGGGAUCCGUCCCACAAGAGGAAGCGAGUUCGAGCGGACAUUGCUGUCUCAGCUGUCCUUGCAGAGCCUUUGCCUGGAACGUCAGAUGAGGCGUGGCUUGAGUGGCAGAGCAAAUCCGCGAAAGCGGAUGAGCUCCUUGGCGACAACGACUUGCGGUCAUGGGAGGAAUUGCUGGCAGAGGUUUUUAGAGUGAAAAUCAAACCGAGCGAGGUCGCGACCGAAAACGGAGUCCUCGCGAAUGGAACGGCAUCUCCAACGCAGCCUUUGGAGUGGGAAUGGCCGUCUUCGAGGGCUGAUUACUCCCGUGUUGACAGGCGGUGGGUGUUUUACGCCAUUGGCAGAGUUUUUGCGUGGGACCAGCAAAGUCAGGGUUCCAAGACAUCGCGGUUGGUGUGCCGUCUGCCUGAGAGCAAUGUCCUCAAUUAUCUCGUCGAUGCAGGGCACUUGUCAACUUCCAACAUCAAAUCGGCGUUCAAGCACGAGGUUCGCGAGGCGGAUGAGGUUGACGACUUCCUCGGCGAAGAGGUCCCCACCCUCUUAGCUCAGGUUGACCCGACGAUGGAGUUGCUUGUGGGCUACAUCUCCGGAACACAACUCGGGCCGACAGAAUUGGUCGCGUCUAUCAAGCUCCUCCUCCGCAGCCUUGGCUUGUUCGAGGAUUCCUUCAAAUUCCUCCAGGCCCGGCUGACGGAGAGCGGCGAACAGGGCCACGACCACGAGAACGAGGCGGUCAACAGGGCGCUCGAUCGUGCAGAGGAGGAGUUGGAAAUUACGGAGCACUACUUGGGCGGACACCGGACGCGGGGCUUAGGCGUGGCCUUCAGCAAACUUGGGGCUUGUCCCGCGGGCGCCACCGUCCGCAGCCUGCGACGUCUCUUCAGGGUAGAAGAGAUCAUCGGGUUGAUGAACGUUCUGCGGGCUGAGCUCAUCAAAGACGGCUGGACGACACGCUACCUCGACCGGACGAGCGCGGACCAGGACGAGAUCGACGCCCCCCCAGAUGGCAGCAUCCAGCUCAUCGCCGAUCUGAUGUCUAGAUGCAUCGACUCGGUGGGAUUGGCGGGCUGGAUGGCUUCGGACACCAUGCUCGCAGGCUCGCGCAACCAAGAGGACUCGGCCGACUUCUUCAGCCAGUUCCAGGCGGAGGUUAGCGUGGCCCUGGAAGGCGUCAUGGAGGCGGUGCGUCUCCAGGGCGCGCUGGCUGAGACCGUCAGCUACGCGAGGAGGGCGAGGAAAGCGUAUGUGGAGUCGACAAAGGGGAAGGCUGUGUCGAUGCACCUGACCGAGGAACUGCCGCUUGGGCUCAAGACGGACAGCAGAAUCUCGGCAGAACGGGUCAGGUCGGGCGGUGAGAUCGUCCCGCGGAGCAGCAGGCAGAUCGGCCACUUUGUUGGCAAGAAGCGGGGCGUCUACUCGGUCCAGCGGAUAUCGGAGGAGACGCUGCUGGGCGGAGGCGGUGCCGCUGCCGUCCGACAGGGCCGCUGAGCCUGUGCAUCAGGGCUUGCUGAUGCAGGUUGCCGGUGCUCAGGGUGCCUGUUCCGUUGGCAGACGGCUUGCCGGCCAUGUUUGUGCAAGAACCUCGCUGUUGCUCCUUGCAUUGCCGGUGGUCCCUGCCGGAUCAGGCGGAAAGGGACAGUUGUCCCCGUGGUUCCAUGUGAGGAGUGGCCCCGUUCUCGCCUCACUUGCAGGUCAGGUAGAUAAUGUGUUGGUACAUACACUAUAUCAUGUGUGGAUGCCUGUUUGUCCCGCCCCGAGUCUGGCUGAGGCGAUGAGAAGCGAGCUGCGUCUUCCCUCCGCAUUGCCCAUUGCCUUGAGUUUUGCAAGCCUGUGUCCAGGAGUAACGUUAAACUGGCUCGCCCCUGGUCUGC
This is a messenger RNA of Thermothielavioides terrestris NRRL 8126, 3285 nucleotides long. RefSeq lists its product as uncharacterized. NCBI's taxonomy places the organism in Eukaryota, Fungi, Ascomycota, Sordariomycetes, Sordariales, Chaetomiaceae. The record is from RefSeq and is a predicted model, not a curated record. Bases 101 to 2902 code for a protein of 933 amino acids. The transcript is spliced from 2 exons.